AGUUAUGCCUUUUGGCCUCACCAAUGCCCCGGCCACCUUUCAGGCGGCCAUGACCAUCGAGUUUCGCGCUAUGUUGGACCGCUUCGUCUUGGUCUACUUAGACGACAUCCUCGUCUAUAGCCGAACUCUAGAGGAGCAUCUCGAGCACCUUCGCCGUGUUCUAGAGACUCUUCGGUCAGCCCGGUACAAAGCUAACCGCGACAAAUGCGAGUUUGUCCGGCAAGAGCUUGAAUACUUGGGUCAUUUUGUCUCUCCGGAAGGCAUUCGUCCGUUGACGGACAAGAUUCAAGCCAUCCAGGAGUGGCCCGAGCCGAAGAAUGUGACGGAYGUCCGAUCCUUCCUCGGCUUGGCCGGUUAUUAUCAGCGUUUCAUCAAGAGUUACUCGAAGAUCGCAGCCAACCUAAGCAAGUUACAAAGUGAGGAGCGGCCUUUUGACUUCGACGACGAUGCGCGCCAUUCUUUUGAAACACUCAAAGCGGCACUCUUAUCCGCCGAGGUGUUACAUACUUACGACCCGCUUCUAGCUACGCGCGUCACUACCAAUGCGUCGGGCUAUGGCAUUGGGGCCGUCCUUGAGCAGCACGAUGGCACGGACUGGCACUCGGUCGAGUACUUUAGCAAGAAAGUACCUCCCGUGCAUUCGAUCGACGACGCACGAAAGAAGGAGCUUCUUGCCUUCGUCCACGCCCUCAAUGUGAUCGGGGAAAAAGUCAAACUGGUCAAUGAAAGCCAUCCAACGGGCAAUGGUAUUGUUAAUCCCGGCAUGGAUCAGAAGUCCGAGGAAACGGAUGAGGCCUAUCAGGCCCGGAUGCUGCUUCUGAUUACCGAAGCUAAGCAAUGGUCGGAUGCUGUAGCAGCCGCAACAAAGAAGAAGGCGGAGGACGCUGAAAAGGCACGACUGUUGGCAAUUGAACAGCAGUGCCAGCACGACGAGGCAGCGACAAAGGCUGCCGAUGAAGAACGACUUCAACGACGCGAGAAGAUAUUCAGCGCAGAGCGAGCCUUGCUCGCAAUGGCAGCGGACUGGCAGGCCGAGGCCGAGGCCGAGAAUGGGAAGACGGAACAGAGCGAAAACAAGAUUGCUCUACUCCUCUCCCAUCACACAGACCUCCCGGCCACGUGCAUCGCACAGCAGGAGGACAUCCACAACCUCGACGACUCGGUUCGGAUGCACAAUCAGGUGUUUGACCAAGUCAACAGCCGCCUCCAGCAGCUGGAACAAACCGUCGUCGCCCCCGUUGCCAGCUCUUCCAACACCUCCGAUCACCUCGAGGCAUUGGAGAUUGAAAUCAGAUCCCUCAAGGACGGCGUUUCACCGACAUCUUCGAGUCACCUGCCGGAUCGGCCGAUCUCUCACGAGAUCAUUCUUGAGGCCGGUGCCGUGCCGCCGAAAGGUUGCAUUUACCGCAUGAGCGAGGAGGAGCUUACGGCCCUCCGCGCGCAACUCGAUGACUUGUUGGACAAGGGUUGGAUCCGCCCUAGUAGCUCUCCAUAUGGAGCACCAAUUCUCUUCGUGCGGAAGAAGAACAAGGAUCUACGAUUGUGCAUCGACUACCGCAAGCUCAACAUGCAAACCGUCAAGAAUGCGGGGCCUCUUCCUCGUAUCGACGAUCUUCUUGAGCGAUUGGGCGGCACAAAGUAUUUUUCUAAGUUGGAUUUGAAGUCGGGAUAUCAUCAAAUCUCGAUCCAACCGAACGAUCGCUACAAAUCCGCGUUCAAGACACAGUGGCAUUUUGAGUGGGUGGUCAUGCCUUUUGGCCUCACCAACGCCCCAAUGACCUUUCAAGCGGCAAUGACCAACGAGUUUCAUGCGAUGUUGGACUGGUUCAUGCUGGUCUACUUAGACGACAUUCUCGUCUAUAGUCGGACAUUGGAGGAUCAUCUUGGGCACCUUCGACGAGUGUUGGAGACGCUCCGCCGCGCCAAGUACAAGGCCAACCGCGACAAGUGCGAAUUUGUCCGGCAAAAGCUGGAAUACUUGGGCCAUUUUGUCACAUCGCAGGGCAUUAGUCCGCUGUCCGAAAAGAUUCAAGCCAUCCAAGAGCGGCCGGAACCACGGAAUGUCACGGAUGUCCGUUCGUUCCUCAGUCUUGUCGGCUACUACCCAUGUUUCAUCAAGGGAUACUCGAAGAUCGCAGCCCAGUUGACCAAGCUUCAAUGCGAGGAUCGGUUGUUUGACUUCGGAGAGGAUGCGAAGGGAAGCGAUUGCCAUGGACAUUACCGGGCCGUUCCCCAAGCACAAGACCGAUGUGGAUGGGAUUUUCACGGUGGUCGAGCGACUCACCAAUCCCAACAAUACUGCACAGUUCCUCAUGCAACUCAACAAGACCUCCCUCCUCGAGACUUGUCCCAGCGACAAUAUCUGGCCAUUUUGGGAAUAACUAUCAUCAAACGUUAACAAGCGAUGCCAUGAGAAUCUACAACGCUUUUCUUUUGCUACAUAACAUACAAGUUCACAGUCACAUUCCCAGUUCAAUUACACAGCACCCAAGGAAAGCAGGCAACACCCCCCAUGGUCAACAAAAAUGUCUGAAGGCAUCACUCCAGACAAUAACAGAAGCACUAGAUCCAAGCAAAAGAAGCAUGAUAUCAACAAUCAGAACUAUUUACAAAAGCCAGGAAUGAUAGACCAUGAACGAAGACGGAGCAGAAGUGACACAGAAAGGACGUAAGGGAGGCCGGCAAGAUGAGCUACCAAAGAAGCCCUGAAAGGCGAACGUGCAGAACAACAUUUAGUGGCCAAAGCUCACGAGGACUAGUCCUAUCUGUGAUGGCUUAUCCUCAACGAGUAGAGAUUAGGGACCACUUGGCUGUUGGAUAUCCGAAAAGCCAAUUCCUGCAGGAAGGAGUUAAAUUCCGUCUCCUGGUGCAUAGGCAAGUGUCAGAUGGUGAAUUCUUCUGAAGAGUAAGGAUGCAUCCCUUCCGUGCUCCCCGUUCAAUCGUCUCAACAAAAUGAUUACCCUCCCUGUUCGCCAUUAGAUUGUCUCUCAACAGAAAGGAUAUCGGAAAUAGUUAGAAGGCGGAGGAGGCGCGAGCACCAUAAGUGUGAUAAGCGGUGGAUGAUGAAAAUGAUUGAAGUUCAUUAGAUGCAUCCAGUGACGGCCGGCAGCGAUAUUGCCCAUGUGACGUCAACAGGGGUUCAAAGAGCAUCCAGGAAGCGACAUUAAGAUGAGGAUAAUAUGCACAAGGAUGAGACUGUUAAUACUGUGCAAAAGGCCAUGGCCUGUGUCAAUCAGAAGACAAGGCAUCACAAGUAAUCAAUUUGAUGUCCCACAUUAAGCCACUGCUGCAUGAGAUCCGAUCCCUUUUACCAGCCGUCUGCGGGACCCUCUGAUAACCAUCUCUGUCGGUCAAUGGAUGGAGAUUUGGUUACAGGACAAGAAAGACGCACUCGCAUCUCUUAUAAGUUAAAAGGUUCGAAGACAAGGAGGCAGGAAAAAAACCAACUGAAAAAAUGUGAGGAUCUUAGGUCUCAAACGAAGAACGUGUUGUCAAACAGGAUCAAACUCAUCUGUCAAAUGCUUUGUUACCAAAGCAACCCCAGGAAAGUCAUGAUGCCCAUCUCUUGAAAAGAUAUUCCAUGAGAGUAUAGAGGAUAGAUGGUCAACAUGCUUUACUCAAUGUCACGUCUUUACAGCACUCCCGAAAACACAAAAAAAAAGAACGAAGCAUUUCUAACUCAAUCACAUGCACCUUGCUACCCUGCACUUCUCUCUCCAUUCGUCACUCCUUUCCCAUGUGAAUUACACGGCUGCAAACAGCCAAAAGUCUCUAAAACCAACCAACUGAACUGGCUAUACGAUCACAAAGGAUCUCGCAUAGAGUUCCCCCCUCAUACUCCUCACCUCUGGAAGAUUUUGACCACCUCAGAUCCCAGGCUUCUCCGGUCUCUCUAUGUGACUGCUUGCCUCCACGCAUUAAGGGAAAGCGAAUGGCCAGAACCAACGGCCACGAAGCGUAUGGCCUUGUUUGUGGCAAAUGACUUCAUGACCAUGGAGCAAAAACAAAACCCCAACAGCCCCACAUCACUCCUAAGUAGCCCUCUACGUUUUGAAGAAUCUAAAGAGGAGAUCAGACGUGGUGUGCAGGUUGCGAGAAUAAUAGGUUCAAGGGGGGGUUCAGAAUGUGGUAUUAACUGCUAUCUUUUGCUUCAGGCGUGUAGAAGUACUUGCUGAACUGCUGCUCAAGCGCGCAGAACUCCAUCAACACUUUGUACACCUCCAUCAGAAGGUGUGAAAACCUUUGCCUGAAGUAAAGCUCAUAUCCAUCG
Chara braunii is the source of this 4270-nucleotide messenger RNA. Lineage: Eukaryota; Viridiplantae; Streptophyta; Charophyceae; Charales; Characeae. The record is from the annotation of a GenBank genome assembly.